AUGGAUUUUUAUGAGAAUAUCUGCUUACCUUCAUGGAAUCAGAUUCAACAUUUUACGGUUGCUCCAUCCAGAACAACAUUUUCUACGUCAAUUUCAAAUGCACGAUUUUUUCUACCAAAUUCUCUCAAUCGUAUCGUCAAAAAUUAUAAAUCAAUCAUUGGUGCAUCUGAUAUUACUGUAAAUAGUGAAAGUAAGAAAAAACCAUCGCUUAAACAACAUAUCCCAUCACUAAGGGCUAUUAGCCAAAACGCUUACAGGUUUACAAAGUCAACCCGAACUACUGUACCAAUAAAUCAAAAAUCGACCUCAUAUUAUGUUGAUCAUGAUCAUAAACGAAACACCAAUAAUGGCAGUAAAAAAGGUUGCGGUAAUAAUAAUAAUAUCAACGAUGACCAAGAUAAUAGAAAUGAUGAUGAUGAUGAUGAUGAUGAUGAUGGUGACGACAUUUAUAGUGAUAAUGAAUACGAGGAUAAUGAUACAAGUUUAAUAUCAUCAAAUGAUGAAAAGCCUAUUUCUGCUAAAAAAUAUAUUGCCUAUGGUGUUGCGGGCAGUUUACUAACACCGAAAAGGACGAUAAAAAAUGUCGCUAUUAGACCGGAUCCGGUAACUACUCACCGUAAUUUUCAAUAUGCGAAAACACCGCUUGCUAAAAUUACCUCCACUGCUUCAACAUCCUUAGCAACUAUUACCAUUCCUUCUGUAAAUAAUAUUAUUACUAGAGCUGCUAUAAAUGAUAAUACUAUUACUACUACUAUUACAACUAUUGCAAAUGCUACCGCUACUAUUACCACUACUACUACUACAACUGUUACUCCUGCAUUAAAAUUUAUUCCUAUUCCCAUUAAUAUACUAAUUCCGGAAUGGAACACAACCAUGAAAGAUUCCGAAUUAUCAAAUCAAAAUCAUAAUUAUAUUCUUAACAUUGGAAUUAUUGAGCAAAAUCCUAACAAUCAGCAAAUGAUACAUAAUGAAAUGAUUGAAGAACUCAAAUGCUUUCAUUAUUUUGCAAAUAAGUUUGUUUGCUUUAAAUAA
Molecule: messenger RNA, 1032 nt
Organism: Cercopithifilaria johnstoni
Lineage: Eukaryota; Metazoa; Nematoda; Chromadorea; Rhabditida; Onchocercidae
Source: the annotation of a GenBank genome assembly